CGACGAGGAGGGACGCACGCGUACGGGGUGGGGCCGCGCUUGUGCAGGCUGCCUGCAAUGGCGGCGGCUUGCGCACCGUGGUGGUCCCAGUGGUGAGGGGCUCGGUUGGGACUUCAGGCAGCGGCCGGCGGUGGCCUUAGAGGAGCCAAGGACACUUGUCAGCUGCCCGAAGGAGGAAGCAGAGGUCCCAUCUGCAGUCGGGGUGUCCUUUCCCUCCUCCCCAGUGAGAAGAGGGGACUGAAGCCCAUCCAGCCCCAGCAUUCCCAGACAGAGACUGUGCUGCUGUCCCACGGUUGGCGGGGAGCCCAGGCCAUGGUUGCCGUCUCCCGCCCCCGCCAUGGACGAGAUCGCCUUCAAAAGCGACACCGUGCUGUCAGACGUCCACCUGCACGCCCCAAACCAGAGACACCUCAUGGUGCGGCUGAGUGGCGUGGGGCAGCCCGUCUUCCUGUCCCAGUUCAAGCUUCUGUGGAACCAAGCCUCUCAGACAGACUCGGGGGCUGAGGGUGGCAAUCACAGAGCCCAUCCCGCAGAGGUGACUCCUCCUGCCAGGUCCCCUCCGGCGAGUGGCUGCAGCAGUGAGGGGGUCUCCCUCCAGGCUGGGGCUGAUGCCACCAGCCAGGAGGAGGUGGCAGCUCAGCUGGACGAGGAUGGGGACUUGGACGUUGUGAGAAGACCACGGGCUGCCUCUCCCUCCAAGCCCUCGGGGCCUCCGAGAGACAAGGUACAUCCCAUGAUUCUAACGCAGGAGGAAGAUGACGUCCUGGGAGACGAGGCACAAGAGAGUAGCCCCUACGAUGUCAUCAAAAUAGAGCACACCAUGGCCACCCCCCUGGAGGAUGUUGGCAAGCAGGUGUGGCGGGGCGCCCUGCUCCUGGCGGACUACAUCCUGUCCCAGCGGGACCUCUUCCGGGGUCGCACAGUGCUGGAGCUCGGGGCGGGCACCGGGCUGGCCAGCAUCCUCGCGGCCACCGUGGCGCAGACCGUCUACUGUACAGAUGUCGGUGCAGAUCUCUUGGCCAUGUGCCAGCGAAACAUUGCCCUUAACAGCCACCUGACUGCCACUGGAGGCGGUGUGAUUAAGGUCAAGGAACUGGACUGGCUGAAAGACGACCUGUGCACAGAUCCCGAGGUCCCCUUCAGCUGGUCGGAGGAGGACAUCUCCGACCUGUACGGCCACACCACCAUCCUGCUCGCGGCCGAAGUGUUUUACGACGAUGACCUAACUGACGCUCUGUUUAAAACACUGUGCCGGCUGGCUCACAAGUUGAAGAACGCCUCCACCGCCAUCCUCUCUGUGGAAAAGAGGCUGAACUUCACGCUGCGGCACCUGGACGUCACGUGCGAGGCCUACGACCACUUCCGCUCAUGCCUGCGGCGACUGGAGGGGCUGACCGGUGGGCGCCUGCGCUUCGCGGUGGAGCCGGUGGACGUCUCCUUCCCGCAGCUCUUGGUCUACGAGCGCAUCCAGCAGCUGGAGCUCUGGAAGGUCUUUGUGGAACCAGUAACAGAACCCGUCGUGUCUGCAGACACAGCUUCUUGACUGUCCUUGUGAUGUUUCUAAUAAAAUUGAAAGCUCACAAAGUAA
This is a messenger RNA of Balaenoptera acutorostrata (minke whale), 1588 nucleotides long. RefSeq names its product methyltransferase 22, Kin17 lysine (gene METTL22). The coding region runs from base 338 to 1543 and encodes 401 amino acids. Lineage: Eukaryota; Metazoa; Chordata; Mammalia; Artiodactyla; Balaenopteridae. Gene Ontology annotation, biological process: protein methylation. The transcript is spliced from 12 exons. Gene Ontology annotation, cellular component: nucleus. Gene Ontology annotation, molecular function: protein methyltransferase activity. The record is from RefSeq and is a predicted model, not a curated record.